CACGCAUAAUUUGGUACACACCCUGUGUUUAUAGUUGAUGCUAAUGAGACGACGUGCCUCGAUUGAUUGUAGGAAUAAAGAGUUAUAUAAACUAAACUCGCCGCCAUGCACAUACAGACCCCGUCUGCGAUAUAAUCGUCUCGGCUAACAACUCGUUGGAACCAUGCAGCUCAAGGUAGUUACAAUAGUAAUGCUUGUUACGCUUGUGGUGACAGCAGAACUGAAGAAAGGGAAAUCUCCGACAUGCAAGAAAACGGACAUCGAAAACGUGAUGACGACAUUAAACGAGUUAAAGACUGAAACACAAAAUUGUUCCGCAGGAAAUGUUGACAUCGCAAACGAUGUGUCCAAGGCCAAGGCGACAAUUGAGGGAGUAGAGUCCCUUAUUUACGAGCUACUUGAUAUUACAUAUGGGAUACGAUCUUCUUUGCCAUAUAUGCAGGAAAAAAUUCAGGAAGAUAUACAGAAUAUUAAAUGUGAAUCGGAAGAUGAAUCAAUGGAUUUUUGUUGGGAAGAGUUUUUGAUUUCUCGAACAUAUCCCAGAGUCGAGGAUGAUGCGUUGACAGCCUCUUCUGAAUGGAAUAGUAAUCUUGGUCCAAGCAGGGCAAGACUUGGCACACAAUAUCAAGAUCCAUUCGCCGGUGCAUGGAGCCCAAAAACAGCGGAUUUGAAUCAAUGGAUACAGGUAGAUCUGGGACGAUUGGUGCAGGUGAAUGGUGUUGUUACACAAGGAAGAUCGGACCAGGACCAUUGGACGAAAUCAUAUAAAGUUUCCUACAGCGAAGAUGGCGAAUCAUUUAAGUUCGCCAAGAUAGAUCAAACCGAGGUGAAAACAUCAUAUAUGGCGUCUUUUUAUGUGAAACAUUAUUGGUUUUUAGUUUUUGUUCCAUAUCAUGGCCGUAGCCAGGAUGUUAAAUAAGUCGAGAAUUUCAACAAUGCCAACUAUGAUAGAAAUACUCCUGUACUCCUCCCGAUCGAUUCACCUGUGAAAGCGAGGUACAUCCGCCUCCACCCUACACGCUGGAACAACUGGCCUUCUUUGAGAUUCGAUUUCACUGGAUGCGAUAUUAUUGAACACUCUAUCGACUGGUAGAAUCAAUCAAAAUGAUUGAAGCGAUCAAUGUGAAUUUUUGCUUUUCACAGAACUAUAACUAUUCAUUUCUCUCUUAAUGUGUAACUUUUCAAUGAAAAAAAUACAGCUUCAUUGGAAUUAAA
Owenia fusiformis is the source of this 1215-nucleotide messenger RNA. Lineage: Eukaryota; Metazoa; Annelida; Polychaeta; Sabellida; Oweniidae. The record is from the annotation of a GenBank genome assembly.